GUCGGGGUCAUCUUUACUUUCCCUGUAUUCGUUACCAUGUACUUUUCAGGCAUGAUAGUCCCGAAAGCCAUGUCUAAAGUGACCUACAUAGCUGAGACAUACGAGUCGGUGUCUCUACUUUUCUUCCUGAGAUUACUCCUUACUUAUCUCGGAGGAAAGAAAGAAACACGAGAGAAACUAACAAACACCCAAGUAAAACUGAACAGUCCUCCAAUAUGUUGCCUGACAUUCCUGCCUAAAGUCACCUUCUCAAAACACUUCCUGCUCGUUAACGAGAUAUUCAUUGCUCAGCUGGUGGUGUUUCAGUUGGUGUUUGGUUACAUUGACCUUUUAAUAGGAUUGGAUGAGAGCCACAGUCACCCGACAGAUCUUAUAGAACACGAAUAUUCUCAAGUUUAUCACAUCCUCAUGAUAUUCUCCCUCCUUCUCGCAGUGUACGGACUAGGAGGGAUCUAUCACACAGCAGAGGAGCACCUCAAACACUACAAGAUAUACCGGAAGUUCAUCCUGUACAAAGCCUUUGUAACGGUGGUUAAACUAGAGGAAUUCCUGCUGAGUUACGUGAUCACAUACCUUGUCAAGAGAUAUGGCAUUAACCUGACUCACGGCGCGUUCAGACCUGAUCUACGGGUCCACAUGUGGUGUUACUUUAUCAUAGAGGUGGAGGCAGUCAUCACCUUCCCUUUCCUCAUCAGAGCCUACAGUACUGCGGACUAUCCAGGGAGAGGGUGAGAAGGGGGUUGUGUUGGAGAACUAUGGUGAGGAGAGUGAGGAGAGUGCAGUGUCUCGUGGGAAUGGAAAGAUUGAGUGGAAGAGCAAUGAGAGAGCCGUGGAUGUUAUUCUUCAGAACAGGAGAGGUAGUGGGAAGAGUGUGAAUUACAGCGCUGUUUUGGAAGGGAUUGAAGAGAAUGAGGAUGAGUGUAACGUGGAUACCACGGAUCAGAGUUCUGGGAAGACAGUGAAUAUAUUAUCCGCACCAGACAUUAGGAGAUAUCAUGGUAAAAAGGUAGAUGACAUCUUAUUAACUGGUACCAAUGCAGUAACUGGAGGUGGUGGUGAGACAAAUGCGAAGCUUACUAACUUUACUGAUAAGGAAACUGAAAAGAUAGAUGAAAACCGUAAUUCACAUCCAGACGAAUUAAUCGUUUUGGUAGAGGCAAAAGUGAUCUAAUAGACAAUGAAGUUAUCAGUG
Messenger RNA from Bolinopsis microptera, 1192 nucleotides. RefSeq names its product organic solute transporter subunit alpha-like. NCBI's taxonomy places the organism in Eukaryota, Metazoa, Ctenophora, Tentaculata, Lobata, Bolinopsidae. The record is from RefSeq and is a predicted model, not a curated record. Gene Ontology annotation, biological process: transport. Gene Ontology annotation, cellular component: membrane. Bases 37 to 732 code for a protein of 231 amino acids. The transcript is spliced from 5 exons. Gene Ontology annotation, molecular function: transporter activity.